GAAACACCCAGCAAUUAUUGUCUGUCACGACGACGCCGAGUCACCUCUGGAUAUUUCCUCCCUCCCAAUUAUUUGCUCGUCUUGGCGCAAAAUUCAAAGCUUCCCCCUUUUCUCUUUUUAUUUAUUAUUUAUCAUUUCUCCCUCUCUAGCUCCAAAAACCCUAGAUCGCGAUCUCCAUAGUUCGAAGAUGAACCGUAGGAUUCACUGAAUGAUGUGGCCUUUACGCCUCAUAUUCGACAAGAUGCACGAUAGAAUCGAGGAAGGGCGAGGAGCCGACGCCUGCGCUGCCUCGAUUUCUCGCCGCUCUCAUUUUGUUGACGUCCCUCACGUGCGGCAGUUGUUUAGCUGGGAUUGCGGUGUCGCCUGCGUUUCCAUGGUGUUGAUGACGGUCGGCGUUGGUGAUUUCGAUAUCCAUCAGCUAGCGGAGCUUUGCUCCACGACGAGUACCUGGACAGUUGAUUUGGCAUACCUGUUGCACAAGUUCUCUGUAAAAUUUUCAUUUUUCACUGUAACAUUAGGAGCAAAUCCAAAAUAUUCCGCAGAAAGUUUUUAUAGGGAGCAGUUAGAAGAUGACAUGUGUCGGGUGGAAAGCCUUUUCAAUAAGGCGUUUGAUUCAGGAAUUAGCAUAAAAUGCAGGUCAAUAAGCGGGGCGGAAAUUUCUGCCUUAAUAUUAUCUGGCCAAUAUAUUGCAGUUGCAUUAGUUGACAAAAUCAAGUUAAGCCAGUCUUGGCUGGAGCAUGUCUGCAUCCCAGGGGUCUAUAAUGGGAGUUCAGAUUAUAUGGGGCAUUAUGUCAUAUUAUGUGGAUAUGAUGCAGAUACCAAAGAAUUUGAAAUAAGAGAUCCUGCCAGCUCUAGGAAAUAUGUGAGAGUUUCUUUGAAGUGCCUUGAUGAAGCACGAAAAUCCUAUGGCACUGAUGAAGAUAUUCUGCUGGUCUCUUUGAACGGGAAAAAUGGGCACAAGCUCGCUUCUGCGUCCUAAACGGCAAACUCCAACCUCCUGCAUAUGUACAAUUGUACAUACACUUCAUUGUCAGUCUGAUACGACUGUCAUUGUUGUAUAUAUACACAUAAAUAUAGGAUUUAUUCACGGCUUAUGCAUCGGCUACAAUUACAUGUACCACUGAUUUCUUGGCGUUGGCUAUUCCGAUUUCAUGCAUAAUUUGUUAUCACCUUUGUAUUUCAUCAUGAUGAUGAAAAAAAUACUGCUUUUUUUUUUGUAUUUAUAUCACAUCGAGUUAUGAUUCGACGUGGAUAGGGAUCUAA
Asparagus officinalis (garden asparagus) is the source of this 1263-nucleotide messenger RNA. RefSeq names its product protein GUCD1. The transcript has 9 exons. The coding region runs from base 209 to 979 and encodes 256 amino acids. Lineage: Eukaryota; Viridiplantae; Streptophyta; Magnoliopsida; Asparagales; Asparagaceae. The record is from RefSeq and is a predicted model, not a curated record.